AAAGAAUACUUAUCCUUUGCCGUUAAUGUCUUCAGCUUUCGAGAGGUUGCAAGGAGCAUCCGUUUUCACAAAAUUGGAUUUACGCAAUGCUUAUAAUUUGGUUUGCAUAAGGGAGGGGGACGAAUGGAAAACUGCUUUUAACACCCCUCGUGGCCAUUUUGAGUACUUCGUGAUGCCUUUCGGUCUAUCUAACUCGCCGGCAGUUUUCCAAGCACUCGUUAAUGACGUGUUGCGAGACAUGGUAGAUCAGUUUCUGUAUGUUUACCUGGAUGACAUACUGAUUUUUUCUUCGUCUCUCCAGGAACAUGUGCAACACGUACGACGAGUGCUUCUUAGGUUGCUAGAGAAUGGGCUUUUUGUCAAGGCGGAGAAAUGCGAAUUUCAGCAGUCUGUUUCUUUCCUAGGGCACAUCAUUUCGACGGAGGGUGUCCGUAUGGAUCCGGAGAAGGUUAAGGCUGUGGUUGAUUGGCCAUCCCCAGAGUCUCGCAAGGCCCUGCAGAGAUUUCUGGGGUUCGCCAAUUUUUACCGGCGUUUCAUUCGCAAUUUCAGCCAACUAGCCGCACCUCUGACUGCCUUGACCUCCGCUAGUACUGCGUUCAGGUGGUCAGAGGCAGCCCAGACUGCCUUUACCAAACUGAAAGGCUGCUUUGUUUCAGCCCCAAUUCUUGUGGCCCCUGAUCGUAAGCGUCAGUUCCUAGUGGAGGUCGAUGCGUCAGAUGUGGGGGUAGGAGCCGUGUUAUCUCAACGCACAUCCUCAGACGGAAAGGUGCAUCCCUGCGCAUUUUAUUCCCAUCGUUUAUCGCCUGCCGAACGUAAUUACGACAUUGGUAAUCGGGAAUUGUUGGCUGUUAAACUAGCACUGGAAGAAUGGCGGCAUUGGCUUGAGGGGUCGGGUGUGCCUUUCAUAGUUUACACUGAUCACAAGAAUCUCGAAUACAUCAAAUCUGCUAAACGUUUGAACUAUAGGCAGGCUCGGUGGGCUUUAUUUUUCGGUCGUUUCGAUUUCACUUUGUCCUACCGUCCAGGUUCUAAAAACACCAAACCUGAUGCUUUGUCCCGCAUUUUUGAGCGUUCCGAUCGUGCCUCCUCUCCCGAGCCCAUUUUACCGGAGACUAUAUUCAUCUCCGCGCUCUCAUGGGAGAUCGAAUCGAAGGUGACCAAAACCUUAGAAGGGGUAACGCCCCCGGCCCGUUGCCCACCGAACCGGUUAUUUGUGCCAGAGGGACUGAGAUCAGAGGUCAAGGAGCCCGGGAACGUCAGCUUUCCCUCCACCCUGACCAGUCUCCCAGUCCCUGCUGCUGAAAACAUUCCCACACCACCAUGCUUCACUGUUGGGAGGAUAUUUGGCAGGUUCACUCCUUAUUCCAGUCGUGACAGAACAUACGAGCCAAACUUGAACCCAGCGGACAUGUACAGCCGUUUGGCGAUAAGGGGCAGGGGUUCCCGCCCAGCAUACAAGUCGGGUUAUGAAUUUUAUGACCCGCUCGUAUUUGGACCUGAGGUUAAUGCCAGGCGGAAACCAGCCGGGACUGCCGGACCCCGUUCACCCUCAUCUAAGCCCAAGGGUCUUCGCUCGGGGGCAGUCAAGCUGGGGAAGCCGGUUCUCGUCUCUCCGGCUCCGGAGACCUCCUUCUCGCCGGCCUCACCCACUCCUGGGUCUCAUCUCAAUCCUGCAUCCUCCGUAGCUAAACGGAGGAGGAGAAGGACGAAGGAUGCUUCGGAGCAGUGGCUGCUACUCACGCAGCUUCGGCCGCUGGCGCGUCAGCCGUCCGCACAACCGGAGCCACGUCAGCCGUCCGCGCAGCCAGAGCCACGUCAGCCACCCGCGCAGCUAGAGCCACGUCAGCCGCCUGCGCGGCCUGAACCACAUCACUCCUCAGCGCGGCCUGAACCUCGUCACUCCUCAGCGCAGCCUGAACCUCGUCACUCCUCAGCGCAGCUGGAGCCACGUCAGCCGCCUGCGCAGCUAGAGCCACGUCAGCUGCCUGCGCGGCCUGAACCACGUCACUCCUCAGCGCAGCCGGAGCCACGUCAGUCGUCUGCGCAGCCUGAACCACGUGAAGAAGUUGGAGGAAGAGGAGGUGGAGUUGAAGAAGCGAGAGGGUUAGAGGAAGUUAGAGGAAGAGGACAAGGAGGAGCAAGAAGAGGACGAGGAGGCAGAGGGAGAGGACGUGAAGGUGAAGAAGUUGGAGGAAGAGGAGGUGGAGUUGAAGAAGCGAGAGGGUUAGAGGAAGUUAGAGGAAGAGGACAAGGAGGAGCAAGAAGAGGACGAGGAGGCAGAGGGAGAGGACGUGAAGGUGAAGAAGUUGGAGGGAGAGGACGUGAAGGUGAAGAAGUUGGAGGAAGAGGACGUGGAGUUGAAGAACCGAUAGGGUUGGAGGAAAUUAGAGGAAGAGGACAAGGAGGAGCAAGAAGAGGACGAGGAGGGGAAAGAGGAAGGGUAAGAAGAGUAAGACAUAGAAUAACUGAUGACAUCAGAGCUACAAUAGUGGACCAUGUCAUCAACCAUGGGAUGACCCUGAGGGAAGCUGGCCAACGGGUUCAGCCUAAUUUGAGCCGCUACACUGUGGCAAGCAUCAUUAGGACAUUUCGAAAUGAGAAUCGAAUUGCUAGACGUCCAGAUGUUGGGGGCAGAGGAAGAAUGUUCACUCCAGAGCAAGAGACCCAUAUAGUGAACAUGGUGAUUGCCAAUAAUGCAAUAAGACUGCGCGAAAUACAGCAGCGCAUAAUUGAUAAUGACACCAUCUUUCAAAAUAUACACAAUGUAAGCAUUUCUGCACUAAGUCGUGUACUUGCGCGCCACAGAAUUAGAAUGAAGCAAAUUUACAGAGUUCCUUUCGAGAGAAACACAGAACGUGUAAAGCAACUGCGAUAUGACUAUGUGCAGAGAGUGAUGGAACUAGAAGCAGAUGCCAUGGGACAUGAGCUACUUUUUGUAGAUGAGGCCGGUUUUAACCUCAGUAAAACCAGGAGACGUGGCAGGAACAUUAUUGGACACCGUGCCAUCAUCAAUGUCCCAGGACAACGUGGUGGUAACAUAACCAUGUGUGCAGCUAUAAGCCAAAAUGGUGUUGUUCACCAUCAUGCAACCAUAGGCCCAUACAACACUGCACACAUUAUUGCAUUCCUGGACACACUACAUGACAUGCUCACUGUUCAGAGACCAGAGCAUACCCGAUAUGUCAUCAUAUGGGACAAUGUCAGUUUCCAUAGGGCUGCUCUGGUCCGUAACUGGUUUACAGACCACCCAUUUUUCAUGGCACUCAACCUCCCUCCAUACUCUCCAUUCUUAAAUCCCAUCGAGGAGUUCUUCUCUGCCUGGCGCUGGAAAGUGUACGACCGUCAUCCUCAUCAACAGGUAGCCCUUUUACAGGCAAUGGAGGAGGCAUGUGGAGAUAUUGACCAGGCAUCAUGUCAGGCCUGGAUACGGCAUUCAAGGAGAUAUUAUCCCCGGUGCCUUGGACUGGAGGAUAUCGCAUGUGAUGUGGACGAAAUUUUGUGGCCGGACCCAGAAAGACGACAUGAUGUAGGCUGAUUGUCUUUUUUUUGUGAAAUUACUAUUUUGUGUUCUGACUUUAUCUUGGUUUUGAUGAGUGUGAAUAAACACCAAUACUUGAACUUUGGAUCCUUGUAUGUUUACAUGACACUAUGACAAAAAUAUGACCUCAAAUUGACAUCUGUACACAGAGAAAGCAAAAGCCACAUGUGUUUUGUAUUCAUACCAUCAGUGUGUAGUUGGCACAUUGUGUGCUUAGUAGAUGAUGGCUUGUGUUUACUGUUUGAUACGAAAACACAAUUUUUACGAAGGUGUGCAAAGUUAAUCUAGCUGUGUUCGCUUUUGCAAGAGAACUACAAUGUUUUGAUAAUUGGGUGAAAGGUUUUCUUAUUUGUGUGUAGAGUU
Molecule: messenger RNA, 3901 nt
Organism: Misgurnus anguillicaudatus (oriental weatherfish)
Lineage: Eukaryota; Metazoa; Chordata; Actinopteri; Cypriniformes; Cobitidae
Source: RefSeq, a predicted model, not a curated record